This is a messenger RNA of Lasiodiplodia theobromae, 1119 nucleotides long. Its product is annotated as Rna recognition domain-containing protein. NCBI's taxonomy places the organism in Eukaryota, Fungi, Ascomycota, Dothideomycetes, Botryosphaeriales, Botryosphaeriaceae. Bases 1 to 1119 code for a protein of 372 amino acids. Gene Ontology annotation, biological process: mRNA splicing, via spliceosome. The record is from RefSeq and is a predicted model, not a curated record. The transcript is spliced from 3 exons. Gene Ontology annotation, molecular function: RNA binding. Gene Ontology annotation, cellular component: nucleoplasm; cytoplasm; ASAP complex.
AUGCCGUCGCGAUCGCCCUCUGCAUCGCGCAGCCGCUCGCGCGGUCGUUCCCGCACGCGUUCGCCGUCGCCCGCCCAGUCGCGCUCUCCGCGCCGCUCCAUCACACCGCGUUCAGCUUCGCGCUCGCGCUCCCCAAGCCGCACCCCGACCCCGCGCAGCGACCGGUACAGCAGACGUAAUGGCCGGGACCGCAGCUACAGUCGCAGCCCCUCCAGGACCCCGACGCCCGACCGUGCCGCGAGGCGGUAUAGCAGGCGCAGCUACAGCCGGAGCCCGAGUCGCGACAGCAGGGCCAGCAGGGACAGGUCGCCACCGCGGAGCUCAAAGAUCGUCGUCGAGAAGCUCACAAAGAACGUCAAUGAAGACCACUUGCGCGAGAUCUUCGGCACCUACGGCCAGAUACAGGACUUGGACAUGCCCAUCAACCGCCAAUUCAUGACGAACCGCGGCACCGCAUACAUCAUGUACGCAGAACCCGCCGCCGCCGAGGCCGCCAUCGCACACAUGCACGAGGCACAGCUCGACGGCGCUGUCCUCACCGUCUCCAUCGUCUUGCCGCGCCGCCGCUUCUCUCCAGGCCGCUCGCCUCCUCCCGCCCGUCGCCCGCCUCCCCCGUCCUACAAUGACCGUUUUGACGGCCCACCGCCACGCGCCCCACCACCAGGCGGCAAUUACGGCCGUGGCCCUCCGCCGGGAGGCCCUUACCCUGGCGGUCCCUCUGGACGUUAUCGCUCCCCGCCGAUGGGCCGUCGCGGUAGGUCGCCUCCACCACCCCGUGGCUAUGGUGGUGCCGGUGCUGGACGUGGCGGUGGCCGCGGCGACUACUCCUACAGACCCAGGUCGUACUCGAGAUCACGGAGCCCACGCAGAAGCAGGAGUCGGUCGUAUUCUUCCCGCUCGUUGUCGAGGAGCCCACCGCCAAGGAGAGGCGGCGGUGGCGGUGCCGCCGGCGGCGCUGGUAUCAGGGGAGGAGGGCCUUACAGGGAUAGCCCUCCGCCGCCUAGAGGUGGAGGCGGGAGCGGCUCUGGCGGGCGUAGAAGGAGAAGCCCAAGCUACAGUAGCUACAGCAGCUACAGCGAGAGGAGUAGGAGUAGGAGCAGGGGACGGGAUAGGCGUUAA